GGGAUUCCACACAGGAAGGUCACACCAUCCCCCACCGUCAUCAGGGUGAAAACCUCGGGGAUUAUAAUGUUGUUAAAGAGGAGUUUAAAAAAGAGGAAGAUCAAUACAGUUUGGAAGAUGUUUCAGAAGAAAACAUAGAGCCAAUAACUAAUGAAAACCCACCAGAGAGAUGUCCCUGUCCUCUCUAUUCACAGGAUUCCACACAGGAGGGUCACACCAUCCCUCACUCUGAUCAAGUACGUAGGUCUAAGGUGAUAGAACAAAGAAAUUCUAAGCUGUGUGAUGAUAUUCUAUGUAAUCACUUUAGUUACUUUUUACAAAUGUACUCGAUCAUCUUUGGGGUUUAGGGUGAAGAACUAAAAGACAUCAAAGUUGAGAUUAAAGAGGAAGAAGAAGAGAUGUUGGUGAGUGGAGAUCAGCAGUCUGUGGAGGAGGGAGAGAUGAUUAUGGAAAGUAAACCGGAGGAAUCUUCUCUACAUAUCAACACAACAGGUGGAUACGAUGUCUGGAACAUCUCCGAAGGUCCAAUUUCAUCUCCAGGUUAUAAUGUAAAAUCUGAUGACAUCACACAACACUUUCCAGGAGAAAACUUUAUUCGUCAGAAGACACAGAGAUCGAUGCAUCCCUCCGAUCCUCCGAAGUCCUCUAAUGUAUCACAUGAUGCGACUCCAGAGACUCAUCUAAGAUCUGAUGGUGCGGAGAGAUCUACAGAUCCAUCCAAUCCCAAAGAAUCUUCCCGAAGCCAUGAAGGAUUUCCCACAGGAGAGAGUUCAUUGUCAUGUUCAGAGUGCGGGAAAUCUUUUACCACAAGCAAAGCCUUUCUCAAACACCAGAGAAGUCACACGGGCGAGCGUCCCUUUUCGUGUUCAGAGUGCGGGAAAUGCUUCUCUGAGAAAUCCAACCUUCUAAGACACCAUAGAAGCCACACGGGAGAGCGUCCUUUUUUAUGCCAAGAGUGUGGAAAAAGCUUCAUCGAAAAAGGAGACCUUAACACACACCGGAGGAUUCACACGGGGGACCGUCCUUUUGUAUGUCAAGAGUGCGGGAAAUGUUUUAUUAAGAAAGGGAAACUCCUUACACAUCAGAGAAUUCACACGGGUGAGCGUCCCUAUUCAUGUCCGGAGUGCGGGAAAUGUUUUAUUGAGAAAGGAAGCCUUGUUACACACCAGAAAAUUCACAUAGAUGAGCAUUCUUAUUCAUGCCAAGAGUGCGGGAAAUGUUUUAAGCACAACGGAAGCCUUAUUAAACACCAGAGGGUUCACACGGGUGAGCGUCCCUUUUUGUGUUCAGAGUGCGGGAAAACAUUCACUGAGAGAAAAUUACUUGUUGCACAUGAGAGAAUUCACACAGGAGAGCGUCCCUUUUUGUGUCCAGAGUGCGGGAAAAGCUUCCCUGAGAAAAGAUUACUUCUUAAACAUCAGAAAGUUCACAUGGCUGAGCGUUCCUAUUCGUGUUCAGAGUGUGGAAAAUGUUUCAAUCAGGAAAGCCAACUUUUUAAACAUCAAAAAAGUCACCCAGGCAAUGGUCCCUAUUCAUGUCCAGAGUGCGGGAAAUGUUACACUGAGAAAGGAACACUUAAUAGACACCAAAAAAUUCACGCCGCUGACAAUCCUUAUUCAUGUCCAGAGUGUGGGAAAGGUUUCACGUGUAAUGCAGACCUUCUUCGACACCAGAAGAUUCACACGGGUGAGCGUCCAUAUUCAUGCUCAGAGUGCGGGAAGUGUUUCGCUGAGAAAAAAGUACUUUUUAUACACCAAAGAAUUCACACAGGGGAGUGUCCUUAUGCAUGUUCAGAGUGCGGGAAACGUUUCGUUCGGACAGAACAACUUCGUAAACAUAUGAGAAGCCACACAGGUGAGAAUCCCUAUUCAUGUUCAGAGUGCGGGAAAAGUUUCAGCGAGAAGGGAAAACUUCUUAGACAUCAGAUGAUUCACUCUGGAGACCGACCGUAUUCGUGUUCAGAGUGCGAGAAAAGUUUUAAUCGGAAAGAUGAACAGGUUAGACACAUGAGACAACACACGGGUAUGCGUCCCUAUUCAUGUUCAGAGUGCGGGAAAUGUUUUACUGGGAAAACGUAUCUUCUUGUACAUCAAAGAACUCACACAGGUGACAGAGCUUAGUCACGUUCGGGGUUCGGGAAAUGUUUUUAUUCAGAAACAAUAAUUACUUAUACAACAGGAAAUGAAGUGGACAGUCAUCAUCUGAGUGCGGGAAAUGUUUCCUUCUCGCUUCAUGACCGCGCCAUAUCCGAAUGACGGCUACAUGGCGGUCGCACUUUGCCGGGAGGCCGUCACAUGACGUGUUCGCUCUCGCCGCACACCCCUAAGCACUGGCAGUGAUCUGUGAUUGUUGUGUCCUUUGGAUGCAGCUGAUCACAGAUCAGGGGAAAAGAGCCAAUCGGGUGCAGCUCUUUACCAUGUGAUCAGCUGUGUCCAAUCACAGUGCAAACAGGAUUUGCCAGUUAUCGUCAAUCUUCUCCUCACGUUGACAGUGUGUGAGGAGAGGAGAGCUGAUAACGGGCAAAUCCACAAAGAAGACAUCUACGCUAAUUAUCAUGUCCUGAUUUAUCAGUGCAGUCUCAUCAGUGCCCAUCAGUGACGUCUGUCAGGGCCCAUCAAUGCUGCCUCAGUGCCCAUCAAAGCUCCCUCAUUAGUGCCCUUCAGUGCUGCCUCGUUAGUGCCCUUCAAUGCUCCUUUAUUAAUGCCCAUUAGUUCAGCCUCAUUAGUGCCCAUUAAAGCUCCCUUAUUAAUGCCCAUCAAUGCUGCCUCGUUAGUGCCCAUCAGAGCU
This is a messenger RNA of Rana temporaria (common frog), 2787 nucleotides long. Its product is annotated as gastrula zinc finger protein XlCGF26.1-like. The transcript is spliced from 3 exons. The record is from RefSeq and is a predicted model, not a curated record. Lineage: Eukaryota; Metazoa; Chordata; Amphibia; Anura; Ranidae. Bases 399 to 2120 code for a protein of 573 amino acids.